UCCCCAAUCCACCAAAUAUAUACCCCCAGAAGAAAAGGAAAAUCACUAAAAUCACAAACGAUGACGCACAAUGUCCCCCAGGCAUCCAUGAUAUCGCUCACAACUCCAAUACGACGUAGUCACAAUCUCAUCCCAUACUGGCAAUUUGUCUAUCCCCAAUCUGUCCCCCGAAUAGGCAAUCAUGAAGCUUAGUUGAUCUUUGACAACGCGGCUGAGCCCGGGCCCCCUGUUCCGGUCGUUCUAGAACGGCCUAUGACCUCAUCAGGAUCGAACUAGGCGGUGAUUUGAAUGGUUUACUUUAAUGGAGCGUUGUGGGUGAGUCAGGGAUCUGCGGGAGUUUUUAAUUUAUUUGGCUGUUUGGGGCAGGGCCGAGGUGGAUGUCAUCUGUGCUCAGAAUGACUCAGGCAGCAAUAAUUGUUCGUGUUUUGUUUUGGGCGAUAGGGUGGUUUGGCGGCAGUUUUUGGUUAUCAGGGCGCUUUGUAGUUCGGGGUCUUGUUAUUGGACGGGGUGAUUCAUGCAGAAAACCUACCAUCUCCGAGUGUAUCCAAGUGAAAUAUUUUGCUGGGCAGCAUACGACCUUUUAUAGAGAUUUCAACUAUAUUUGAUUACUAGUUCUGU
Aspergillus pseudotamarii is the source of this 618-nucleotide messenger RNA. RefSeq lists its product as uncharacterized. Bases 378 to 605 code for a protein of 75 amino acids. The transcript has a single exon. NCBI's taxonomy places the organism in Eukaryota, Fungi, Ascomycota, Eurotiomycetes, Eurotiales, Aspergillaceae. The record is from RefSeq and is a predicted model, not a curated record.